AUGGGAGACUGUAAUGGUCAACUUGGAGAAAGGCGCCCGGAAGAGAAAAAAGUACUAGGACCUUUCACAUACAGUAAUAAACCCAGAAGUAGAAAUGGAGAACAUAUUACAAACUUCGCACUAGAAAAUAACCUCACCAUCUUAAACACUAUGUUCAGGAAAAAUAAGAAAAACAUGUGGACCUGGAUCUCGCCAGACGGCAAAACAAAAAACCAAAUUGAUUUCAUAAUGACCAACAGAAACAACUACUUCACUAACUUUUCCGUAAUCAAGAAAUUGAACUUCAACACUAAUCAUAAACUAAUUAGAGCAGAACUAGCAUCAAAUCAACCAAAGAAACCUAGACCAAGACACGACUUAUUUAACACAAAGCUCGGAAAACAUCAGUUAGAACAAAUAACAAUCGCUCUAAUAGACAAAUUUACAGACUAUGAAUCUAACACAAAAGAAUUUGGAACACGAGGAAGAUACAAUUGGAUAGAAAAUACCAUAAAAACCCAAAUACAACUAAUUGCAAAUACAAAAACUGAACCGAAAAAAUGGCUAACAACAAAUACCACAAAACUACUAGAAGCGAGAAACCAUUUAAUUAGCACUAAAGAUACACAGACAGAAGAAAAAAUUUAA
Molecule: messenger RNA, 627 nt
Organism: Parnassius apollo (apollo)
Lineage: Eukaryota; Metazoa; Arthropoda; Insecta; Lepidoptera; Papilionidae
Source: the annotation of a GenBank genome assembly